Sinocyclocheilus grahami is the source of this 745-nucleotide messenger RNA. It is a transcript of the gene hspb6, whose product is annotated as heat shock protein, alpha-crystallin-related, b6. Lineage: Eukaryota; Metazoa; Chordata; Actinopteri; Cypriniformes; Cyprinidae. The record is from RefSeq and is a predicted model, not a curated record. Gene Ontology annotation, cellular component: nucleus; cytoplasm. Gene Ontology annotation, biological process: response to heat; protein refolding; negative regulation of apoptotic process. The transcript has 3 exons. Bases 31 to 597 code for a protein of 188 amino acids.
UAACCUGGAGAGCAACAAUUUUCCUGCUUUAUGUUGCGUAACAGGAUAGACUCUCAUCAAAAUAACCAACUAGUCAUACACUCUGAAUUUUCUGAAGCAGUAUAUUGGUCUAUUUGGUGGUUACUUUUACACAUUCAUCCCAGAAGAAUGGACUUCCACUUGCCUCCUUCUCUCCUGGUGAGCGGUAUCCCAUGGGAAAGGGUUCUCCCACCCUUAUUCCCCCGGUGUACCGGGACAACUGGACCUUAUUCAUGGACACCGACCGAACUUUUAAUCCCGGUUUCCGAGCACACCGGAGCAGCACAGGUUACCUGUGAUCAUAAUGGAUUUACUGUGCAGGUUGAUGUGAAACAUUUCAGUCCCGAGGACCUGCUGGUUAAAGCUGUUGGAGAUUAUGUUGUGGUUGAGGGAAAACAUGAACAAAAGAAGGAUGGUUCGGGACUGGUGACACGUCAGUUUAACCGGCGAUACCGGAUCCCAAACGGAGUGGACAUCAUGGCACUGGAAUCAGCCAUAUCAACAGAAGGCAUGCUAGUAAUCUCAGCACCUCUGACACAAGGAGACAAUUCCAGACUGUUAAAUCACAGCAGACCAUGAUGUGCGCACACACACACACAGUUUCCUCCACACUCAUGUUUAGAUAUUUAUUUUUUUGCUCUUCUUCACGGUUUUAGUUCUUGACAUGUUAAUGCAAGGCGCUUAAAAUUCCCAUCCUCUGGGUUUCUCACAUAAGGCAAUGGUAAAG